Messenger RNA from Phymastichus coffea, 1163 nucleotides. RefSeq lists its product as uncharacterized. Lineage: Eukaryota; Metazoa; Arthropoda; Insecta; Hymenoptera; Eulophidae. Bases 468 to 923 code for a protein of 151 amino acids. The record is from RefSeq and is a predicted model, not a curated record. The transcript is spliced from 3 exons.
AAGCCCGGAUCCCAUUGGGAGAGAGCGAGGGCGAACGCGGCACCUCUCAUUUAGUGCACAUUGUCUUCAUCCCCUCUCACCACUUUCUCUCGUAGUGGUCGUGUCAUUAAGAGAGGAAAAUCUGGGCGGGCGCAAGGGAUGCGCUUCGCCAUAAAAGCCGGUAACAUUUGCCUUCGGCACAUUCUUCUGUUGAACAUUCACCAGACCAGUAGCACAGUUUCAUUAGCCCAGUGACAAGCAGCAGGGACAAUUUUUUUUCGCUUUUCCCUAAUCCUAGUGUUGAUCGCUGAGUAUCCGUGACGAAGCCGACUCCGGUUAUCGUUUGCGCUCGCCGAGUGAUUUCAUCAAAUUGAGUGUGUUAGUUGUGUCCUGUGGACGCCACAAUUUGCCGCUGACAGUGUUGUCGUCUCGCAUCGAACACAAACAAUAGGAUUUUGUUUUUUUUUGCACUGGGCAAAAGUGGAAACAUGGGAACCGAGGAGGACCGAGUACAAAUGAUUACUUUAUCUGAAGCAUAUUUCGAAAGUCAGCAGUACCAACUAGUUUUAAACAUGUUGGAGAAUUUUAAUUGCGUUGCGGCGACCUGGCUUAAAGGAAGGAGCUGUUUAAAACUUGCUGAACAAAUUGCCAGCAGUUUUAAAUACAAGUACUAUCUCACGCAGAGUCUAGAAGAAGAAUAUCGUAACAUCCUCAAAACUGCCAAGGCCUUCUUGUUAGAAACCGUACAAUUGCUAUGGACGGCAAGAGAAGAUAUACGGGAACAAAUAGCUGAAACCAUAUGGUAUGAUCUUGGCAAAGUCGAUAAUGAGCUCAUGCGUACGAAACCAAUAGCAUCCGAUGACAUCGAGGACGAUGAUUUCAACGAGUAUGCGGAUCAUCACGUCGCUUCCAUAACCGAGGAACUUAAAUAUUGGUCUCUAUAAUGCUUGCCUGUGGUACCAGUGUUUUUAUUCCAAUUGCGAUCAAUUGAAGAAUGCGAGAGAAUUAUUCUUGUACUACACGUAAUAGUACAUAUUACAAUCGUAUUUUAUUAUUUGCAUUUUCUUAAUGCAUUUCAGUUAAUUUUUAAAUAAUUAAGUGUUCCAUUUUCGAAUAAUUAUCAUUUUAUAUGUAAUUCAUUGUAUAUGUCAAAAAUGUAAUUUGUAAAUACAUACUCUGUUUUC